GGUGGAUAAGAGGAGGAAGCCUGGCCCCCACAACCACAGCAUGAAUUCUUUGAGUCAGAAGACUGAAUUGCUGCUAGCAAUGCGCUCUGGUGAUCAGAUUUCUUUCGACUGACUAUUAAGAGACAGGAAAGACGAAGUACAGGGCAGAAGUCCAGGAUCCGCUGUUUGAAGUCGGCGCUUUGAUCUGCCUCAACAGCUCCAUUCGGACCAAUGCGGGGGGGCUAAAACCUGGCCUCCAUCGCCCGUCAUGUCGCAGCGCUCUUCAGUUUCGUCCUCUGCGACUUCAGCAGUAGUGAACCAUCGAACGGGCUCGCUCGAUGCCGCGACGCCCUCCCACGGAUCUGCCGCUCCUCCUGUUCAGUCUCCCGUACUACAAAAUUACUCCACGCAGCAGCAGCAGCAGCAGCAGCAGGAACCGACGACCCCGACUACAACUGCACAGCCGCCACAAAACAAUCCCCAUUCUCCCUCUGCGAGUCUCAAUGCGCGGAGCUGUGUGACCUGCCGUCGACGCAAGGUUCGCUGCAACAAGCGGCAUCCGUGCUCCAACUGUGUCAAGGCCGGUAUUGAAUGCAUUUUCCCCGGCCCAGGCAGGGCUCCGAGGAAGUCGAAACGCCCCGCGGAUGUUGAGCUGCUCUCGCGACUGCGACGUCUAGAGGGAGUGAUCGAGCAGCUGAGUGGGAAGAAUGGCGUCCCGGCAGACGCUGCGUCGACAAACGCCCUCGUCACACCGGCUACCCAGCAGGAACCCCCUGCCACCACCAGCAAUGAGAGCGAGGAGGGAGUAUCGGCGGAAACACUGAGAGCGUUGUGUACCAAUGCAAGAAACGGGGAUCCUAAGAAACCGGCACGGAGGGAUAUUGAUAAGGAAUUCGGUCGCUUGGUCAUAGACGAGGGUCGGAGUCGGUAUGUGAGCAACAGGCUGUGGGCGAGUCUAGGAGAUGAGAUCGAAGAAUUGCAGGAUAUUUUGGAUCCGUCAUCGUCCGAUGAGGAGGACCAUCCAUCUCCCGACUCCAACUCUACCCACUCCUCCAACCACGACGGGUUCCUUUUCGGAUUUUACUCGAUCUCUCAUUCCCUCCGCCGGUUCCAUCCAGCGCCAAUGACGAUUAUGUUGCUGUGGGAUGUCUACAAAGAGAACGUGGCGCCAUUGGUGCCGAUUUUCCACCGGCCGACGGUCCAGAAGAUGGUUUUUGAAGCCGCCCAGAACCUCGACACGUUGGACAAGCCUUCCGAAGCUCUCCUCUUUGCCAUAUACUUGACUGCCGUGGUCAGCCUGUCGCCGCAGCAGUGCCUGUCCCGCGUAGGACGCGAGCGCGAGGCGCUAGUCUCUCAUUUCCGCUUUGCAAGCGAGCAGGCGCUGGCCAGAGGCAACCUACUCAACACCCAGAACCUGGUGCUGCUGCAGGCGGCAACUCUUUUUCUUGUAGGCGUCCGCCGUGAAGAUGACACCCGGUUUGUCUGGACCAUGACUGCGGUGAUUCUACGUCUGGCCCAGGGCCUUGGGCUGCACCGUGACGGGACCAACUUCGGCCUGAAACCCUACGAAACCGAGAUGCGCCGGCGAUUGUGGUGGCACAUCUCGCUACAGGAUAUACGCUCGUCAGAAGACCACGGCACCGACUCUCAGAUCGACGAGCGGCUGCACGACACCAGACUCCCGCUCAACAUCAACGACGAGGAUCUCGACCCGGAUGCUCUGGAACCCCCACCGGAACGCAAGAGCUGCACGGAUCUCACGUUCUGCCUCAUCCGCUGCGAAAUCACGUCCGAGCUGCGUAGACUGAAUUAUGUGUGUCCCAUCCGCAAUCUUGUGGCCAAUCCGACCGCGGAAGAGCGCGAACGGCAGAUCCAAGCCCUCAACCAUCGCAUCGAGGAUCGGUAUAUCAAAUACUGCAACAUGGAUAGCCCGCUAUCCUGGGUCUGUGCAACUGUCGCCCGCGUCAUCGUCGCGAAGCUGUGGCUGGUGGUGCAUCACCCGCUGACCCGGGUCGACCGCACCGCCAGCCUGACGUCCGUGACGAGGACAAGGAUGCUCCUCACCUCCCUUGAGAUCGUCGAGUUCUCGAAUCUCCUCGAGAACCACCCCAACACGUCCAAGUGGGGGUGGCUCUUCCGCACCAACAUGCAGUGGCACGCCGUCGCCUUCGUGCUGGCCGAGCUCUGCGUCCGGCCCGUCUGCCCCCUGACUGACCGGGCAUGGGCGGCCGUUUCCAUCGUCUUUAUCGAGUGGGAGAAAAACGUCAAGCAGCGGCGCGGUAUGCUUUGGCGGCCUUUAUCACGUCUGAUGAAACGAGCGGCCGCCUUUCGCGCCCAGCAACAGGAGGAGCUGCGAGCCGAGUACGGGCCUAACCCGGGAAUCGAGCAAAUAUCCACCUUCAUAGCGCCCAAUACGGCAAAUCCAAGUUUAACGGGAGCUUUGCCGUCUCCGUUUGUUCCUCAGAUUUAUAUUCCCCAGCCACCACCGGAGCCAGAAGUACCUUCUUCUACUACUAAUACCAAUCCUACUACGGUGCUGCAGCAGCAGCAGCAGCAGCAACCCGGUAUAGCAGGCCUAAAUCCGAGCAUUGAUAUUGAUCUCACUGCAGAUCCACUGACCAUCCUGGAUGGAAUCUUCGCCGGAUCACCCUGGCCGCCUUCUGCCAACGGCGGCAUGUCCGCGGCGAACGCGUCUACUGCCUCUCAAGUAGCGCAACAGCCGGCCGCAGAUCCAAUGGACACCUCCAUGUCGACUGAGUCUGCCGAGCCCCCUCUCGACUGGGAGCAGUGGGGGCAGGUCAUGCGCGAAUUCCAGCUCGACGUGGAACAGGCGCAGGCGGCACGGCCUACCGUCAAUAAUGUGUCUGACUGGUUUGUUUGAUCUCGUAUACCCUCUUUCUAGCGUUGCUGGGGCUAUAGCAGGGAUCUGGUGUCUUUCACUCUCAACUCACUCCAAAAUUGAGUAUCUAGCUGAUAAGCUCAAUCGAAUAUGUUGUAAUAUACUACAUGGCCAGUUUUAUAGAAUUGGUGCUAGUUAGUUUACCACGUAACUAGUAACUAGUUAGUUAGGUAGUUUGGUUACGUAUGUAAUUCCUAUCACGU
Penicilliopsis zonata CBS 506.65 is the source of this 3081-nucleotide messenger RNA. RefSeq lists its product as hypothetical. The record is from RefSeq and is a predicted model, not a curated record. The transcript has 2 exons. NCBI's taxonomy places the organism in Eukaryota, Fungi, Ascomycota, Eurotiomycetes, Eurotiales, Aspergillaceae. Gene Ontology annotation, biological process: regulation of DNA-templated transcription; DNA-templated transcription. Gene Ontology annotation, molecular function: DNA-binding transcription factor activity, RNA polymerase II-specific; zinc ion binding; DNA binding. The coding region runs from base 248 to 2860 and encodes 870 amino acids.